UUUCGCGGGCGUUAAAGCAACUGCUGCGAGGUACCAGCUUCUACGUCGUUGCGAUAAGCUCGAAGGAAUUGUUAAAAUUCCAACCGAUUACGCCUUCGUGUUUCGACGUAAAGCGCAGUGCCGUCAUCGAAUAGAGUUGUAAAAGCGUCCAAUCCCUAGCAGACACGAGUUGUAACACCAGCCGUCACCCCAGAGCUUUUAAUGUUUUUCUUGUGUUUAGUUCAUAUCUGGCCAUCUAGCGUAGCGGAGUGAAAGCUGCCAGCAGACGUAAAAAUCAUGUAAUUUUGGAGGUCCGCAAGCGUCACACAAACUGAACGGCAAAAUGCGGGCAUUCCUAUUAACUCUGGGUAGUGUAGUACUAACUACUGCAGUUAUCGGUAAUGCUUAUUACCAGAAGAAACAGUUCUAUCCCUCUGUGGUCUAUUUAACCAAGUCAAAUCCCAGCAUGGCGAUCAUUUACCUCCAAGCAUUUGUGUUCGUGAUUCUCAUGGGAAAGUUAAUGCGAAAAGUUUUCUUUGGACAGCUGCGAGCAGCUGAAAUGGAGCACCUUAUUGAGAGGUCAUGGUAUGCCGUCACGGAGACAUGCUUGGCAUUCACCGUCUUCAGAGAUGACUUCAGCCCCAAAUUCGUGGCACUAUUUACACUCCUGCUCUUCCUUAAGUGUUUCCACUGGCUGGCUGAGGACAGAGUCGAUUACAUGGAGCGAAGUCCUGUCAUAUCCUAUCUCUUCCAUGUAAGGGUCAUCGCGUUGCUCUUGCUUCUGGGUUUCCUGGACUAUGCAUUUGUUGCCCAUGCGUACCAUACCACUCUCACCAAAGGGGCAUCUGUGCAGGUCGUCUUUGGCUUUGAGUAUGCCAUCCUCCUGAGCAUAGUGGCCAACAUCUACGUCAAGUACUUCUUGCACACAAUGGACCUGCAUAGUGAAAACCCUUGGGAAAAUAAAGCUGUUUACCUACUGUACACGGAGCUCAUCAUCAGUUUCAUCAAGGUGGCGCUGUACUUGACCUUCAUGGCAAUCAUGAUUAAGAUCCACACAUUCCCACUCUUUGCGAUCCGUCCCAUGUACCUGAGCAUGAGGGCUUUCAAGAAGGCCUUCAACGAUGUCAUUAUGUCACGACGAGCGAUCCGGAACAUGAACACUCUCUACCCAGACGCGACACCUGAGGAGUUAGCCUCAGCCGACAACGUGUGCAUCAUCUGCCGUGAGGAGAUGGUGGGCGGCGGCAACAAGCGCCUGCCCUGCAGCCACAUCUUCCACACAGCGUGCCUGCGCUCCUGGUUCCAGCGCCAGCAGACGUGCCCCACGUGCCGCAUGGACGUACUCAGGCAGCCUGCCACCACGGCUGCGGCGGCUGCCGCCAACAACGGGGUGGCCCCGCCCCCAGCUGCCGGCCAGGCUGCGCCCCAGGUCCCGCCAAACAUGCCCGGUCAGGCCUUUCCACAGUGGCCUCCUGGAAUGGCGGGCUUCCCACUGUUUCCACCAUUUCAGCAGCUGCAGCAGCACUUCAUACAGCACCAGCAGCAGCACCAGCAGCAGCACCAACAGCAGCAACAGCAGCAGCAGCAGCAGCAACAACAACAGCAACAACAAAGGGGCACGCAACCUGCCGCAGGUGCGCCCAGUCCAUCUGCCAGCACUUCUGACCAGCAGCAGCAUCAGCAGCCCAGUGCAGCCGAGGCUGGCGGCGCAGCAGGGGUGGCAGCUGGAACAGCUUUCUUCCUGCCUCCCUUUUUCCCAUUGUUGCUGCCACCGCCACCUCCGGUUCCCCCCGAAGGUCUGGAGGCCCUGUCCGCCGAGGAACUGAGCUCCAUGGAGGGGCAGGAGCGUGAGCAGAUAGCGGCACGCAUCCGCUGCCUGCGCAACAUCCAGACGCUGCUCGAUGCAGCCGUGCUGCAGCUGCAGCAGUACAGCUCUGUUGUGGCCAGGGAAACAACGGCCGGACAGCAGUCAACACAGCAGCAGCGGCCAUCGUCGAGCGCAGCUGCUGGCGUGUCUUCUGCAGAGAGUGCAGCUGCCACGGCACCAAGCCCUUUAGAUCUGUCUGCAUCAGGCUCCAAGGAGAGUGCGGCAUCUGCAUCAGCAGCGGGGCUGAGGCAAUCUGACGAUGACCCCAACGCUGAGGUGCGCCGGCGACGGCUCCAGCGGUUCUCCCAGGGCGCCAUGCCUAAUGGUGUUUCUAGUCCAGACACGGCGACCGAGUCGAAUGGCACCAACGACGACAGCAGGCAUCCUCACUAGAGGCUUGCCGCCACCAUUAAACACUUAGGACAGCAAGAGAAGCGACACACAGCAGCAGCAGCCGCCACCUCUUCUUUCUCACCGACCCAAGUUGUGGUCAUUUUUUUUCUUAGCCUCUUUCCUCUCCCAAAUGUCUCAACCCUGUCCAUACCAGGACAAACGGAAAGACACCUCCACGCCAAUAUGACACAAAUUUCGUUGUGGUAUCGUCUUCACUGCUUUCGGUGCUCUCCUCGCCUCAGCACCGACCAGGAGUCCCUGCCCCAAAUUGGAAGACAAUGUCCCGCUUUUCUUUGGUGAUGCCGUUAGCAGAGGGGAGAGUGUUCACAGAUGUGCCUCGCCUGUAUAUGUUUGCAGUUUUUUGGGGCGAUUGUGAAAUGAAGGAUUGUCCCAGCCCUUGUUUUGUUACUCGUUUGCUCUUAAUCUCUCGUCUUUCUCCUCAAGUGACUCUUGCACCAGCGGUGGUUAUUGAUUUGCUUGGACUGUCACGGGCACCUUCCUUCACCUUGACUCUUCCCUCCCUCUACCCUACUGCAGUGGUGCCAAGCUAGAGUGCUGGCAGCGGUGGUGUUCUUAUUUAUUGUACAGAUUGUGUAUAAAGUGCUUGACCAAGUAAAAAGGAAUUCAGCCCAGGA
Molecule: messenger RNA, 2874 nt
Organism: Dermacentor albipictus
Lineage: Eukaryota; Metazoa; Arthropoda; Arachnida; Ixodida; Ixodidae
Product: E3 ubiquitin-protein ligase synoviolin B-like
Molecular function (GO): protein binding
Source: RefSeq, a predicted model, not a curated record